AUGCCUGCGGCGAUGCCGGAGAGGAGGACCGCGAGCGCGAAGACUGUGCCGGCGACGGGAGCGACGGUGGUAGAGAGGAGGUCGUGGAUGGCGAAUAGUGAAGCUUCUUCGGCGGCGCUAGAGGAGUGUAGUGAUGCGCCGGCGAGGAUGAGGAGGGCGGGGUUGACGAAGAGGGCGAAUCUCAUUCACUGCACGCCUGCUUCAGUUUUUGUUGUUUUUCCUACGUGCAUAUUGCUGGUCGAUAUGAACACCCGCACGCCAUCCCGCGCACCGCGCACGGAGCAGAGAAUCCAGGGGAAGAAACGCAGUGGUAAUGGAGUUGUCAGGGAGCUGAAGAGGGAGCUGAAGAGGGAUGUGGAGAUUAUGGAGAGGGGGUUUGCGGAUCAUCUUAAGAGUAUGAGUGAGGAGGUCGGCUCGAGCGAUGAGGAGGAUACGGAGGAUGAUGAGGAUGACAAGGACGAUGGGGAUGAUGGGGAUGACAAGGUUGACGAGGAGGAGGAGGCGGCGGAGGAGAAUGACAAGGACGACGAGGAGGAAGAGGAGAAGGCGGAGGAGAAUGACAAGGACAAGGAGGAUCAUGUUCAUCAUCCGAGUGGAGACGAAAACAAGGAUACACUUUCUCGGAAGAGGAAAAGGGACGAUGAAGAUGACGGCGAAGUCAGCUCAGGAGAAGAAAUUUUUGAACCCCCCGCAGUCCAGAUCGACAGUGACUCUCCGGUUAUUGGCCCACCACCAGCAACGAGUGUGUCUACGAGUGCCUCCAUCGCUGUGAGUGCGCCGCUGACGAAGAGUGUCCUCAGGCUGCUGGCUUAG
Molecule: messenger RNA, 813 nt
Organism: Pseudogymnoascus verrucosus
Lineage: Eukaryota; Fungi; Ascomycota; Leotiomycetes; Thelebolales; Thelebolaceae
Exons: 2
Coding region: 1-813 (270 amino acids)
Source: RefSeq, a predicted model, not a curated record